This is a messenger RNA of Scomber scombrus (Atlantic mackerel), 3661 nucleotides long. RefSeq names its product CCAAT enhancer binding protein zeta (gene cebpz). Gene Ontology annotation, cellular component: nucleus. The transcript has 17 exons. The coding region runs from base 21 to 3308 and encodes 1095 amino acids. NCBI's taxonomy places the organism in Eukaryota, Metazoa, Chordata, Actinopteri, Scombriformes, Scombridae. The record is from RefSeq and is a predicted model, not a curated record.
CUCCUCAUGCUAGAAGCAGCAUGGCAGCGAAAAACAAAAUCCGCAAAAGGUCCAAAGCGACCAGCAAAGUGACAUUUCAGCCCGAAGAUGAAGACCCGGAGGCCGAGAAGGGCAGCGGGGAGGAAGAGGAGGAUUCAGCACCUAAUGGAGGACAAGAUAGAGGGAAGAAGGAGGAGGAAGAGUUCAAUCUAGAGGAGGUUUUAAAGCUAGGAGGAACACAGGCUGACUUUGUCCUCCUCGCCGCCCUCAACGACAACGACGAGCUCAUUGACGGAGGGAAGCAGGGAGCCAUAGACGACCUGGAGGAUGGCGAGCUGGAAAAAUUCAUCACCAAACUUGGCAUCCGAGCGUUGGCCGGACAGCAGGUGAUCGCAGACGAGCCCGAGGUCGACGACGCUGCCGAAAAGGAAAAAGCCAAAGAGAAGAAAGCUCCAGCCGAGGAGACAGCGUCCACCUCUCAGCAGAAAGCUGCCAACGAGCAGAAACAAGAGAAGAAGAAGGAGAAGAAGAUUAAAGACGCUCAGGCCGCCGCCGGGAAAAAGGCGAAACAGAAUGCGAAUGUGUUUGACUUCCAGCAGCGGCAGGUCAUGCUCAUCAAACCCGGAGGGAAAUGGUUCCACCUGGAUUACACCGCCGAGGGCUCGACGGAGCAGCAGGAUCCCUCACUGGUCUCCCAGUACAAGACGCUCGCCCAGCAGCUGUUUGAGGCCGAGGUCUCCCUCUACAAGAGCAAGAAGAGUCUGUCGAAAGGAGCCAACUCCGGCUGGAUGAAGACGGUGGUUUCCUCUGGCGUGCUGGCUGACAGGAUGGCGGCCAUGACGCUGCUGAUCCAGGACGCUCCGGUGCACAUGGUGGAGCACGUGGAGAGCCUUGUCGCCAUGGUGAAGAAGAAGGGCAGCCGGCGGAUGGGUCUGAUGGCUCUGGACACGCUGCGAGAGCUGCUGCUGUCCGACCUGCUGCCGGACAACAGGAAGCUCCGCCCCUUCGCCCAGCACCCGUUUGACCAGCUGGAGGAGAAGGCCAGCGGCAACCGCGACGCCCGCGACCGCCGCCUCGUCCUCUGGUACUUCGAGCACCUGCUGAAACACCACGUGGCCGAGUUUGUGGCGACUCUGGACACUGUAGCUCACGACACGGUGGCGGCCACCAAGGCGAAGGCGCUCGCCACCGCCCACGAGCUCCUGUGCAACCGGCCGGAGCAGGAGAGGGCGCUGCUCAUGCAGGUGGUCAACAAGCUGGGCGACCCCGAGUACAAGACGGCGGCCAAAGCGUCGUACCUGCUGGAGACGCUGCUGCACAAACACCCCAACAUGAAGGUGGUGGUCUGCUGCGAGGUGGAGCGGAUCAUGUUCCGGCCCAACAUCAGCCCGAAGGCGCAGUACUACGCCGUCUGCUUCCUCAGCCAGGUGAUGCUGAGCCACGACGAGACCGAGCUCGCCGCCAAGCUCAUCACCAUCUACUUCUCGUUUUUCCGCGCCUGCGUGAAGAAGAAGGACAUCGAGUCGAAGAUGCUGAGCGUGCUGCUGUCGGGCGUGAACAGAGCGUAUCCCUACGCCGGCGCCGGAGACGAGAAGGUGAAGGAGCAGCUGGACACGCUGUUCAAAGUGGUUCAUCUGGUGAAGUUCAACACGGCCGUGCAGGCGCUCAUGCUGCUGUUCCAGGUGAUGGACUCCCAGCAGAGCGUCUCGGAUCGGUACUACGUCGCUCUGUACAGGAAGCUGCUGGACCCGGGCCUGUCGUCGUCCUCCAGACAGAGCAUGUUCCUCAACCUGCUGUAUAAGUCCCUGAAGGCCGACAUCGUGCUGCGGCGGGUCAAAGCCUUCGUGAAGCGUCUGCUGCAGAUCAGCGCAGAGCAGAACGCCAGCUUCGCCUGCGGAGCGCUCUUCCUGGUGUCGGAGGUCAUAAAAGCCAAACCGAGCCUCAAGAUGAUCCUGCAGGAGGAAGGGGACGGAGAGGAGGAGGCGUUCAAAGAUCUUGCUGAGGAAAAUGAUGAUGAUGAUGAAGAGGAGCGCUUUGUGGAUGCGGACAAAGUAGAGGAGGAAGGAGUGAGUUCACCGGCAGAGGAGGUCAAACCGGCAGAGGAGGUCAAACCCAAAGCAUCAUGGGUACAUCACCAGAACUUGGAAGGAGGGAAAAGCCUGCAGUGCUACGACCCGCUGCACAGAAACCCGUUAUUCUGCGGCGCCGACCACACGACCUUAUGGGAACUACAGCGGCUCACUCUGCACUUCCACCCGUCAGUGUCGCUGUUUGCAAAAACCAUCCUGGAGGGAGGAUUCAUCCAGUACUCCGGUGAUCCUCUGCACGACUUCACCCUCAUCCGCUUCUUGGAUCGAUUCGUCUUCAGAAACCCCAAACAGCUGAAGGGAAAACAAAACACAGAUGCUGCCGCUAUGCCUAAACAGAGGUUACCUCUCAACUAUCUACCAGUGAACUGUGACGAGUUUCUGGCUAAAGACGAGAGUCAGGUCCCUGUUGAUGAAAUCUUCUUCCAUCGCUUCUUUAAGAAACGUCAGCAGGAGAAGCAGCUUCGUCGGCCGCGACCAGACGACGACAACGAGAGCUUGGAGGACGUGGACGAUGACGAGUUUGAGAAAAUACUCGAUACCUGUGAGGGAGACUCUUACUUCACUGAUUUGGCAGCUGAGGAUCUGGACUUCGCUGGUAAUGUGAAAACUAAAAAAGCUAAGAAAGGCGCGAGUGGAGAGGGGUCAGACUCGGACGCGGACGACUCGGACGUGGACGACCUGGACGAUGAGGAGAUGUCUCUGGGCAGCAUGGACGAGGAAGACUUCGGAGAUGAGCUGGAGGACGAAGGAGGGACGUUCAUGGACGUUAACGGGGGCGGAGAUGAAGAUGAUGAUGAUGAAAUUCCUGAGCUGGAGGAUGACGACGGUGCGUUUGAUGAUUCAGAUGAAGAGAUGAACGCUCCAGACAUCACUCCUCGUACCAAGAAGGGGAAGAGGAAAUCCUCCGAGGAGCUCAACGGAUCUUUAGGUUCGAAACAGGGGAAGAAGAAGAAGAAGAAAGGAAAUGAAGCAGCUGUGUUUGCUUCUGCUGAGGAGUUUGGCUCCCUACUGGAUGAGAACGCCGGCUCUAAGUUUGACAGCAUUGGACUGAACGCCAUGGCCAACAAAGACAAAGCAGGCCUGAAGCAGCUCAGGUGGGAGUCUCAGCGUGACGACUGGAUCCAAGGCCGCGACGUAAAGACGAUGCGCCGAAAGAAAGCCACGUUUAACAAGAAGAAGACGUUCGGCGGAGCCAGGACGGGAAGCAAAAUGUUCGGGAACAAGAAGAAGAAGAAGUAGCUGCUGUGUGUUUUUGUGUGGACUGUAAAAUGACGGACAUCUUCGUGGUCUCUCUCUCUCUCUCGGAUGCCGUAGACGCCGGCCCACUCGUCGGACCGGUAGUAAACUGGGAGGAAACAGAGCAGAAACUCGUUUUCAGAUCCAGUCAGCUGAUGAAAUCUUCACGACAUGAUCUGAAGAGAAGCCAUGUUUAAUAUCUUUUUUGGAAAAUUAAAAAAAGAGACUUUGUUAUACAGGGGACAUUACGUUGCUCGGACAGAUUUUUUUCGAGAAUCUACUUUAAGUCUGUAAUAUUCUUCAUACUGCUUCUGUGUUAUGAAGCUUAAAUAUAUAUCAACGGAAAUUAAAGUAGU